Messenger RNA from Morone saxatilis (striped sea-bass), 1703 nucleotides. It is a transcript of the gene ube2v1, whose product is annotated as ubiquitin-conjugating enzyme E2 variant 1. The transcript is spliced from 5 exons. Gene Ontology annotation, cellular component: nucleus. Lineage: Eukaryota; Metazoa; Chordata; Actinopteri; Moronidae. Gene Ontology annotation, biological process: DNA damage tolerance; protein K63-linked ubiquitination. The record is from RefSeq and is a predicted model, not a curated record. The coding region runs from base 130 to 573 and encodes 147 amino acids.
AUAACUAACGAGCCAGCCGCCGUUAAAAAUCAAAAAGAAGAGCUCCAAUAACGUUAAUGUGUUUUUUAUUACUGCGUACACGCGCAAGUCAACAUCGUACGUGCGCGCUUCCGUGAAGCAGUGACAAAGAUGGCGGCCACCGCCGGAUCAGCCAUCGUGGUUCCCCGCAGCUUUCGGCUGCUGGAGGAGCUGGAAGAAGGCCAAAAGGGAGGCGGAGAUGGCACAGUGAGCUGGGGCCUCGCAGAUGACGACGACAUGACGCUAACUCACUGGAAUGGCAUGAUCAUCGGCCCCGCCAAGACUGUCUAUGAAGGCCGGAUAUACAGUCUGAAAAUAGAAUGUGGACUCAGAUACCCCGAGCAUCCCCCUCUUGUCCGCUUUGUGAACAAGAUCAACCUGAGCGGUGUGCACAAUUCAAAUGGUGUGGUGGACAUUAAGGCGGUGACGGCGCUGUCCAGGUGGAAAAACUCCUACAACAUCCGGAUGGUGCUGCAGGAGCUCAGACAGCACAUGAUGAUGAAAGAGAACAACAGGCUCUCCCAGCCGCCCGAAGGCCAGGUGUACAGCAACUGAGGCCCCUGCUGCUGUCCCUCCCUGUCAUGUACACACACACACACACACACACACACACAGAGCAUACUCAACACUUAACACUGACUCAACCACUUAAAAACCACACAACCAUCAUGUAAUCCAAGACUCUCGACUCCCACUUCCUUCCUCGGGAGUCUCCCAUUGGACAGAGGGAGGGAUGCGCAGGUGACCUCCUGACCCAGUGCCCAGUCAUCCAUUUAAGUUCACGGUGCAGACCAAACAAGAAUACUGUACAUCUUACUAAUGUUAUUUUUUAUUAUCUUUGUGUAAAAUAACAAAUGACCUGAUUGAGUGUACCAAUUAUGUGUGUGUGCGCUGGAAUGUUCCCAAGAUAUAGCAGUCCCUGUUAACGUGGUGAUGGAUUGGAAUCAACUCACCACUCAACAAAUAUACUUCUGUAACCCCGACUGAAAAUGUCGGGAUCAUCAAGUUUUUUUUUUUAGGCAGACAUCAGAAUCUUGCAGUACGCUGAAACAUUCCCUUCACAGAGAAUAAAAAAGUACCUUAAUUAAUGCUUAGCUUGGUUUCCCGGACCACAUUAGAUUACUUCCACAAUCCCGACGAUGUGAAUUUGACGGGCCUUCCUUAUAAACGAGUGCAUGUCCGGUACACAACAAUAAACUGCUACUAGACAUUCAGCGACGUAUGUAUCAACAGGGCACUACUGGCUCAUCACUCAUGUUCUCAGACUUGUCUUCUGUGUGCCAUAUGGUUCAUAGCGCUUUGUGAUAGUGAUUGAUUAUUAGCAGCCAGUGGGAGAGGGUGGGGGGUGGGGAGAGAGGGAUGGGGGUCCUUGUGCUUUCUCUCUUCAGAGAACAUAGUUUGUGUGCUUAGCACCUUUCAGGAUCACCACUGUACUGUGGCCUGUGCAGAGCAGGAGGAGCUGUGAUUUUUUGUUCAUAUGCUGUUUUUGGGUCCAUGUUUUGGUUUCUUUAGUGUGUGGGCUGACCUGUGUAUACUCCAUGGAGUUGUCUCUUCUCUCAUGCAGUGAACGCCCACUGAGCGCAAUGUACGGCUUUGGAUGUUUAUUUUAUAACGGGUUGAAUCUAAUCAGGGUGAUGGUGACCUGUUGCAUGGUUUUAUUUGAAUUAAACAUUAUUACUUUUGCA